This is a messenger RNA of Talaromyces stipitatus ATCC 10500, 1617 nucleotides long. RefSeq names its product glucosylceramidase, putative. Gene Ontology annotation, biological process: glucosylceramide catabolic process. Bases 1 to 1617 code for a protein of 538 amino acids. NCBI's taxonomy places the organism in Eukaryota, Fungi, Ascomycota, Eurotiomycetes, Eurotiales, Trichocomaceae. The record is from RefSeq and is a predicted model, not a curated record. Gene Ontology annotation, molecular function: glucosylceramidase activity. The transcript has 2 exons.
AUGGAUAAAAGACCAGCCAAAUUCUCCUGUUGGCCCACAACGCGACGGUCAAAAUUGUUAUGCAUCAUCAUCUGCACAGUCACUGUUAUCGCACUCGCGAUCGGAUUAGGUGUUGGAUUAGGCGUCGGCUUGAAGCAUCGUCACCACCCGCCAAAAGUCACCGCGACCGCAUUCUGUUCUAAUGCGGACGGAUCAUUCAGAGUCGCCAAUCUCAGUGUUCCUGUGCAACAACAUCCAGCAGCAAGCUCGCCAUUAUUAACGUCGCCCAGAAAGAAUUAUUUGAAUAUAACAGCAUGGAAUCUCACCGUCGACGACACACCAUCCGGCUACAAACAAGUCGUUGCCGGGUUCGGCGCAACAGUGACAGACGCCACAGUCUCGACAUUCAACUCGCAACCAAACGCGACACAAUACGAUAUCCUUCGGAAACUCGUGACCAGCGCAGGCGCAAAUUUCACAUUAAUGAGACAUACGAUCGGAUCGAGUGAUUUGUCGUCCGAAGCAUAUACAUACGACGAUAAUCGUGGGAAGACAGAUAAUGAUUUAUCGAAUUUCUCGUUGGGGUCGCAGGGGACCGCGAUGGCGCAGUUAUUAGCACAGAUGAAGCAGUUAAAUAACGACAUACAAAUCGUCGGAUCGCCGUGGAGUCCACCGGGAUGGAUGAAGAUUAAUGGAGAGCUUUACGGAAAUACGACUGAUAAUAAUCUAGAUGAUGGGUACGGGAGCAGCCGUGGUCUGGGGAGUACCGGCCAUACUCACGCGUUUGCGCAGUACUUUGUCAAGUAUAUACAGGCGUAUGCGAAUCUGGGGGUGCCUAUCGAUGCGAUCAGCAUUCAGAACGAGCCGCUGAAUAGUCAAGCGGGAUAUCCGACUAUGUAUAUUGAGGCUGAUGAGUCGGGGAAGUUGAUUAAUGAGUACGUUGGGCCGGCGUUGAAAAAUGCGAAUCUGAGUACCACUGUUUGGGCUCUGGAUGAUAAUACAGAUGACGCCGACUAUGCGUACACCGUCAUGGACUAUGCAGCAAACUACAUCGACGCAGUGGCCUGGCACUGCUACGCCUCGAGUCUAAACUGGACAGUUCUGACAGAAUUCCACAACCAAUACCCGAAUAUCAGCCAAUACAUGACCGAAUGCUGGACACCAAACAAUCUCAGCUGGACGCACGUCGUCAAUUUCACAAUGGGACCACUCCAGAACUGGGCAAAUGGUAUUACCGCCUGGACGCUGGGGACGAACGACAACGCCGGUCCUCAUCUCGAUUCAGGCGGUUGCUCGACAUGCGAUGGAAUAGUCAGCGUCAAUAGUACCGGCACCAGGAACAGUGCAAACAGCAACAGCACAGAUUACACAUUCAACUUUUCAUACUAUGUCAUGGCACAAUUCAGCAAAUUCAUUCCGUCCGGUGCACGAAUCUUACAAACUCAGGGCAGCGCAGUGGAUAGUAACGGCGACGGGAUCCAGGCAAUCGCAAGUCUGAAUCCUGAUGGAUCUAGGACGGUGGUGAUUGAGAAUAUGUUUGGGAAUGAUGUUAAUGUAACGGUUUGGUUGGGAAGUGAUGGGUCGGCUUGGAUGGGGAAUGUGCCGAAUUCGAGUGUGACGACGUGGGUUUUACCUUGA